Molecule: messenger RNA, 1888 nt
Organism: Cydia amplana
Lineage: Eukaryota; Metazoa; Arthropoda; Insecta; Lepidoptera; Tortricidae
Product: peroxisomal leader peptide-processing protease-like
Exons: 12
Coding region: 289-1854 (521 amino acids)
Biological process (GO): protein processing; regulation of fatty acid beta-oxidation
Cellular component (GO): peroxisome
Molecular function (GO): serine-type endopeptidase activity
Source: RefSeq, a predicted model, not a curated record
GAAUGGCUUUGAAGUUGUUCAUUAUCACUCUGCGUAGUAAUUGGUAAUAGGAGCUAUAGUACAAAUAUUAUGUACUUGCAAAGUACAAUAACCAGCUGAUAAGAGAAUAAAUAAAACUAUUUCAGCUUGAGAAAUAUUUAUAUUAUUGUACGAACUGUCAAAGCAGUAACGUGUUAGUGAUGUGUUUGGUCUAACAAUAAAAUAUUUGAGGUUAUAGUUUGUUUUUGUGAGUUAAUACUUAGUUUGUAAACACAACAUAACCUCUACACGUAUAGAAUCAAAGCAACCAUGUCCGUGGAAGGCGUGAUGGUGUCCUACAACUACUCCGAGGAUGGCGAGCACUCCAACAUCAUCACCGUCUCCGCGUCAGGGAUGAAGUUCUCCAAACGCUGGGUGCUGACUCAUGGAUCUAUCCUAUCGCCCCUCAAACAGGCACAAGCCAUCAACCACGCGAGAGGCAACCCUAUAUUGAAAGAGGAGUUCUACGACAACCUGCCGGAGAUAUACGUGACGUGCGAGAGAGAGACAAAAGAGGGGAACGUGUACGAUGACGUGGAGAGGCUUAGCAGGGAGAGGGAUGAUGAAUUGGAGCAUAGCAGUUACCAGAUUAGAGUGCUUACUGGGAGGAUAGUCCACGUCUGGCAAUGCCCGAUCCUGAGCCGCUGCGUGGAUGAUAUUCUCUACAGUUGGACCAUCGGGCACCGCGACGGUGACAUAGAGAAGCAAACACAGCUGGGAAAGGCCCUGCUUUCGGUGUUUGUGCUGGUAGACCUGGAAAGCGACGAUCGAGGUUUCAGGACGCUAAGGCCUCUUUCGGAGCUACUCGACUUAGUGAAACCGCCACCCGACAGAGGGUCGGCCGUGGAAGUCCACUCCACACCUUUCGGAUGCGAGGUGUUCCUUAAUGCGGUGACUCGUGGAUCGGUGUGCGGUGUGGUGGGGCGGCGGCCAUCGUUGCUACUUACUGACGCAGCGACUGCGCUGGGGUCUGAAGGCGGCCCGGUGUUCACAGAAGGACCCAACAAAGAAUUGAUAGGCGCAGUAGUAUGCAGCGUAUCAUGGUGGCGUGGGGAAUGGGUGGGGCUGACGCUAACGGCGCCACUGGUGUCAGUGCUGAGCGCCAAGCUGAGGGUGUCGCCACCAGCGGUACCUCGCCAGCCACCCAGCAGACAGUAUCAGGAGAUAUUUAACAGGAUCGACAAGACGACGGUGCUGGUGCGGUGCGGGGGAGCGUGGGGCGCGGGGGUGUACCUCGGCGGCGGCCAUAUUGCCACGUGCGCGCACGUCGUUAAACACUCCGCAAGCCACCAAGUAUCAGUAUACUGUCAAGGCGUAAGCGAAACAGCGAUAGUCCGCUACAAGACUCGCGAUGAUCGCGCGUACGAUUUAGCUCUUCUCUACACUAACCCUGAAAACUGGUCGCAUCUCCUGCCCGCUGUGUUUGCUGACAAGCCUGCUGAGAAAGGUGAAUCGGUACUAGCAGCCGGCUACCCGUACUUCAACGAAAACAUGCUGGAGAACUUGAAGCCGAACGUGACCGCUGGCCAUGUGAACAGCGUCUCGCCGUCCAUGAUACAGAGCAGUUGCUGCGUACAGUCAGGGUUCAGCGGCGGACCGAUCUUCCGGAUUGUUGACUCCAAUGUGGAAGUUCUGGGCGUCAUAGUCAGCAACGCAAAAACCAAUACGGGCGCGUGCUAUCCCUACAUCAAUAUGGCGGUACCUGCUCGAGCAUUCGUCGAUUCCAUGCUUCAAUACAUCACUGAUAAAGAUGGUGACCACCUGAAGCCGAUUGAAAACCACCAAGAAAUGAUUCAGUCACAGUGGAGGCUGCUUCCUUAUAGAUCUAAGAUAUGAUCUUAAAUGAACAAGAUCUUGCUUAAUCUUAAUA